CCUAAAAACUAAAACCAUUCAUCUGAGUGAGAGCAGCGAAGCCAUGUCAACCCUGAAGGAGAUUCUUACCCGACGACCCGUGCUGACGACGAUCCGGGUCACAGCCCCGGCGGGAGCGGCCACACCCCAACCGCUGAGCAAGGGUUUGGGUCAAUACAGGAUGAACAUGAUGGCCUUCUGCAAGGACUUCAACGCCCAGACCCAAAAGUUCAAACCCGGCAUACCCAUGGCGGUGACCCUGACGGUCUUCAAGGACAACACCUACGAGUUCACGGUAAAGUCACCGUCUGUCAGCUGGUACCUGAAAAAUGCCACCGGCGUCGACUCCGGCAGCAGCCGACCCAAACACGUGGUCGCUUCUGAGCUGUCUGUGAGGCACUUGUAUGAGAUCGCCGAAGUGAAGCAAUCUGACCCGUAUUGCCAGUACAUGCCCUUGGAGUCCAUUUGUAAGUCCAUUAUUGGUACGGCUAAUUCUAUGGGGAUUAAGAUUGUUAAGGACUUGGAUUGAUUUGGGGGAAAAGGUCACAUUUUGAAACCAUCAUCGUUGUUUUGAGAAGAAGAUUGGAUUUUUGUUUGGUUUGAGAGGUUUUGCUUGUGACUUGUUAGUUUUAUAGCGAUUUUGUCAGUGUUGUUCAUGAGCUUAGUGUAAUUGGGUAGCUUUCUUGUUUACGAAUUUUGCAGUAGCUUUUCAAUUUUAAUGAGAAAUGAGGAUGGCUUGCACUUCAU
Molecule: messenger RNA, 726 nt
Organism: Prunus mume (Japanese apricot)
Lineage: Eukaryota; Viridiplantae; Streptophyta; Magnoliopsida; Rosales; Rosaceae
Gene: MRPL11
Product: mitochondrial ribosomal protein L11
Biological process (GO): translation
Cellular component (GO): ribosome; large ribosomal subunit
Molecular function (GO): structural constituent of ribosome; large ribosomal subunit rRNA binding
Source: RefSeq, a predicted model, not a curated record